Funneliformis mosseae is the source of this 249-nucleotide messenger RNA. The record is from the annotation of a GenBank genome assembly. Lineage: Eukaryota; Fungi; Glomeromycota; Glomeromycetes; Glomerales; Glomeraceae.
AUGGAAGAUUCUAAAAUUCAAGAAGUCAGAGAAACGUUGGAUACACUCUACGAGAUCUCCACCUUACUUAAUACUGGUUUAGAUCGGGACACCCUUUCAAUAUGCUUGAAUUUAUGUGAAAAUGGUGUAAAUCCCGAAGCUUUGGCUGCAGUGAUAAAGGAACUUCGAAGAGAAACCGUUUCAUUAAAGCCAUUUGAUUCAAUUAACUCAACAACAUCGAGUGGAACGAGCAGUAAUCUUAAGAAAUAG